UGUGCCGCCGGCGGCGGGGGCGGGCGCUGCCGCGCCGGUGGGGCUGGGGCACGGCGCAGAGCCGCGGCCGAGGCAGCGGCGGGAUGGGGUUGGCUUCCUGAAGCGGCGGGGGGCGGGCGGGAGGGGGCUGGUUCUGCAUUUCGGUCCCUCUCCUCCUCCCUCCUGCCCCUCUCUCCUAAGUUCGCGCUGUGCCGCGGCCCCUCCGGAGCGGCUGCCUGCCCCUGCCCCGCUCCCGGCGCUGCCCGCGGCGGGGCGGGCGGGGACAGCGGGGAGCCAAGGCGACCCAAGGAGCGGCCCGCCGCCUUCGGGGAGGCUGUGCUCCGGGCAGCAGCGGGGGGGAGGCGGCUGGCACAGGCGCUGGGCUCUCGUCGCCCGCCCCCCGGCAACGCCGCCGUCUGCCCAGCGCUGGCAGCCCCGGGAGAUGGUGACACAUGAAGCGUGCGGGAAGGACCAUGGUUGAGAGGACCAGCAAGUUCUUGCUGAUCGUGGCCGUCUCGGUGUGCUUCAUGCUUAUCCUGUACCAGUACGUGGGGCCGGGGCUCAGCCUGGGUUCCCCCAGUGGCCGCUCCUACUCGGAGGAGCUGGACCUCUUUCCCACGCCGGACCCGCACUACGUGAAGAAGUACUACUUCCCCGUGCGGGAGCUGGAGCGGGAGCUCGCCUUCGACAUGAAGGGCGAGGACGUGAUCGUCUUCCUGCAUAUCCAGAAGACCGGCGGCACCACCUUCGGCCGGCACCUGGUGCAAAACGUGCGGCUGGAGGUACCCUGCGACUGCCGUCCCGGGCAGAAGAAGUGCACCUGCUACCGCCCCAACCGCCGGGAGACCUGGCUCUUCUCCCGCUUCUCCACCGGCUGGAGCUGCGGGCUGCACGCCGACUGGACCGAGCUCACCAACUGCGUGCCCGGGGUGCUGGACCGCCGGGAGAGCGCCGCCGCCAAGACGCCCAGCUCUUUGAUUUGCUUCCUUUCGAGUUGUAGGACUCUGCCCUAUUACAGAAAAUUCUACUACAUCACACUUCUGAGAGACCCCGUAUCCCGUUACCUCAGCGAAUGGCGUCACGUCCAACGAGGAGCUACUUGGAAGACCUCCUUGCACAUGUGUGAUGGCAGGACACCAACUCCUGAGGAGCUGCCGUCAUGCUACGAAGGCACGGACUGGUCAGGCUGCACACUGCAGGAGUUCAUGGAUUGCCCGUAUAAUCUGGCCAACAACCGCCAAGUGAGGAUGUUGGCUGACUUGAGCUUAGUGGGCUGCUACAACAUGUCUUUCAUCCCAGAGAACAAGCGAGCACAGAUCCUGCUGGAGAGCGCAAAAAAAAACCUCAAAGACAUGGCCUUCUUUGGCCUGACAGAGUUCCAGAGAAAGACUCAGUACCUGUUUGAGAGAACUUUUAAUCUGAAAUUCAUCCGGCCCUUUAUGCAGUACAACAGUACCAGGGCAGGAGGGGUAGAGGUGGAUAACGACACCAUCCGCAGGAUCGAAGAGCUCAAUGACUUGGACAUGCAGCUCUAUGACUAUGCAAAGGACCUCUUCCAACAGCGCUACCAGUACAAACGGCAGCUAGAGAGAAUGGAGCAGAGGAUAAAGAAUCGGGAAGAGAGGCUUCUUCACCGGUCCAAUGAAGCGCUUCCCAAGGAAGAGACGGAAGAGCAAGGACGCUUGCCCACUGAGGACUACAUGAGCCAUAUUAUAGAGAAAUGGUAGCCUAAGCAGACUUUUAUAUUAAUGAUUCUUCUAGGGUUUCCAUAUAAAAGAUCAUGGAAGUAAAAUUGCAAAAACCAACAAGAACUAUUUUAUUUAAAAGCAAGUCUGUAAAACAGAAGGUAGAUUGCUUCCUUAAGCAGGGGGUCUUUUUACUGUUUCUUACAAGACCAAUGAGAUUCUUAAAAAAAAUAAUAAAGACAUAAAAAAAGGGUCAACAUGAUAUUGCAGAGGUAAACCAUGCACAAAUGGAGUUACCCACUCUUAAGGCCAAUCACGAAAGAAUGUUUCUUAUCCUCACAAUUCAAACACCAGUGGCAAAAGCAGGAUUUUUAAGAUCUGUUUAUGCCUUGAGCAUAAUGACAUAAAGAUACAGAAUUAAAAACCAAGGAAAUGGA
Messenger RNA from Pezoporus occidentalis (night parrot), 2101 nucleotides. RefSeq names its product heparan sulfate 6-O-sulfotransferase 1 (gene HS6ST1). NCBI's taxonomy places the organism in Eukaryota, Metazoa, Chordata, Aves, Psittaciformes, Psittacidae. The transcript is spliced from 3 exons. Gene Ontology annotation, molecular function: heparan sulfate 6-sulfotransferase activity. Bases 432 to 1706 code for a protein of 424 amino acids. The record is from RefSeq and is a predicted model, not a curated record. Gene Ontology annotation, cellular component: membrane.